Messenger RNA from Laccaria bicolor S238N-H82, 1005 nucleotides. RefSeq lists its product as uncharacterized. NCBI's taxonomy places the organism in Eukaryota, Fungi, Basidiomycota, Agaricomycetes, Agaricales, Hydnangiaceae. Bases 1 to 1005 code for a protein of 334 amino acids. The record is from RefSeq and is a predicted model, not a curated record. The transcript has 5 exons.
AUGGGUGUUAUCGCCAAUGGCAACGGAACCAACAGCAGCCAUGGCAAGGAUCUAGAGUGGGCGAUUGCACAAUCGAAGGUAGUCCGAGCUGAAUCUGAGAAGACGUUUUUCACCCCAGAUAUAAAGCCGUUGCCCUUUCAUAUUAUCCCCCAACAUCUUCGUCCUCAAUCAGCUUUCCAUCAACGCCUAAAUCUACGCACCUCUACGAUGGCUCAACUUACUGGGAAUGGUGCAUCAGACCACACUGAUUCCCCCUUAUCAGUCGAAGCCAUCGAAGAAAGCUUUCGUUCGCUUAGAAUCACGCCUGGCCUUGCGUUGACACUCAUCCAAGCCCUCCUCAACAUCUCAACCACUCCCACUACGGAUGCCACAAUUACCACUUCCACCACGGAUGCCGCGGAUGCCACAACUGCCGCUUCCAGCACGGCAGCGGAAACGUAUGGAGAGGAAACAGCACUCGACGAGCCACUGACUACAGCAGCCGCCUCUCCUGAUUCAGCUGCUGUGACCACGGCUCGGACUAGUUUCAGAGACGCCGUUUCUACUCCCGCCUCUAUUGCCAACGCCGCAACUGCGCCUGUUGCUACACCGGCUGCCGCUACUCCUAUUGUUGCACCCCCUGCCACGCUGGCUGCAGCCACGCCUGUUCUCGCGCCUGUUGUUACGAUGGCCACGGCCGUACCCACUCUCACGACCAACACUGUCACUGCUCCCAACCCUGUCACAACCGUGGUUGCAAUGCCCAUCAUUGCAACGCCCAUUGUGGCCGCGCCAACCUUAACGACAGCCCCUGCAGUCAAUUACCAUCUGCCUGCCGCUGGCGCUGCAGGACCUUUCUACUGUAUCACUCGCGGGAGAGACAUUGGCGUUUUUGCAGGGUGGGAGCACGUUUCCCCCCUUGUCAUCGGGGUCUCGCGUGCGGUCUUUGGCCGCGUCGAUAGUAUUCAGGAAGGUCAGAACCGGAUGGACGCGGCUGUGAACGCAGGGCUCACGGCGAGACUCUGA